Messenger RNA from Musca domestica (house fly), 1499 nucleotides. RefSeq lists its product as uncharacterized. The record is from RefSeq and is a predicted model, not a curated record. The transcript has a single exon. Bases 452 to 1204 code for a protein of 250 amino acids. Lineage: Eukaryota; Metazoa; Arthropoda; Insecta; Diptera; Muscidae.
CCGACCGGCAACAGCAAAAAGAGAUAACCGGCAGUCUGCCAUAUAUGAUGUGUAAGUGUGUGUGUACCUUGAUAUUGUUUUUGUUGUAACGAUCAUCGUGAUCAUCAACCUACAAGGGGUUGUUUCCGAAAGAACAUCCACCACUGUGUUGCAACACACACACGCACCAUUUGCUUGAUCCACUUUGAGUUUGGUUUUUCUGCUGCUGUCGCUGCAGUCCAACUGUCGUCGUCUUCAACGAUGAAUACUCUACCCAGGUUCUGCUGGCGCUGACAUAAAUACAAACAUCUGUCUCAGCUGUUAAAUUUUUUGUGUCUUUCAUUUCCUCUAUCUACCAACAAAAACAACCAAAAUGUAGGAAGAUGUUUUCAGGGGAUGUUAGCCGUUUACCCUUAUACUUCCAUGCCAACUCUGUUGCUAUUACUGCACUUGGGGUUAAUGGGUAUAACGAAUGCAGGGAAGCAAACUUAGGGCACAAGUUAUCUCCCUUGGCAGACAGGGCAAUGCAAGUCAGUCGGUUUUAGGACGUGCUCGUGAACACAACACUCACUACUCAAAGGAUAAACAGAAUUGUAUUAAAAACAAUUACUUAAAAAUGUCGGGAAAACUAAUAAUGAAACGAAAAUUGGAUAAACAACAGACUCCACCGGCACCAGAGCCACAAUCAAUUGGAUCAGAACAGGGAAGCGAAGUUGUUAGUGGAAGUAACAGCAGAAGACCAUCAUCAGAACUUAGCCGCACUGAAAGAAACGAAAAUAAUUUAAACAAUGAAACGGAUUUCUCAGCAUCUCUGCAACAAAGUAAACGUCUGCGUUGUGACACUCCCCCACCCGAACCAGAAGACGAGGAAAUACGUCGACUGCACCUAGAUGGUCGUGAACCAACCCAUGAAGACAUUUUAAAUAAUCAACGCAAUCGGGAACUUCUCGAAGCAAUACAAUCGAAAGUAAUGGAACUGCAAAGAGAAUUGGAUGAAUUUGAAGACGAUUUUCAAAACUAUGAAGAUGAUACAGACGACGACCAUCAUCAACAACAACAUGUCAUGUCUGAUCAGGAAGCAGAAGCAUUAGGCUAUGCCAUGUGUGCCCAGGAAACUAUAUUAUUUCUACAACGUCAAGGCAUACCCUCGGAUAGUCUACUAUAUACCCGCUUGCAUGAAGCUCUUGUUGGACGUGGACCAACUGAUCGGUCAUUUCAGAUAUAAAAUGGAAUAACUUCUGAAAAAAUACGACCGGUGUUUGAGCACGAUCAGACGUCACAAUCAGUUAACUGAUUUACACUUCUCUAGUCAUUCGUUUCCAUGAAACAAGUAAAUAUGAAGCAACAUCAACAAAAAAUCGAACUUCUAGUCAUUCUUCUGUAUUAAGUUAAACUUAAGAAAGGAAUCUAUUUUUAGUAAUAAAACAUACAAUUCUUGGAUAUAUAUGUAGAGCAUAACACAUUCGUUUAAUUACAAUGUUUAAUAAAAAAUAAAACCAGAAUUUACAUACACAAAGAAA